ACAUAGCCUAUCUCAUUUCUCUAUUUCUAUUCCUCAAUAGAACUUGUUUAAGCUAGUGUGAGAGAAGGUAAGCAAGAGAGAAGAAUCGACAACUUAGUUAGGUCUUUUCUUGCCACAUUGUUGAACAUGUCGAACAGAAGAUCAAGACAAUCUUCAAGUGCUCCAAGGAUCUCCGAUGAUCAAAUGAUUGACCUCGUAACUAAGCUCCGUCAAAUUUUGCCGGAGAUUGGCCAACGACGUCGUUCUGAUAAGGUAUCAGCCUCGAAAGUAUUGCAAGAGACAUGCAAUUACAUACGAAAUUUGAACAGAGAAGUUGACAAUCUCAGCGAGCGUUUGUCUCAGCUUCUCGAAUCUGUCGAUGAAGAUAGCCCUGAAGCCGCCGUUAUUAGAAGCCUACUCAUGUAAUCUUUUUUUGUUUUUGUUUUUGACAAGCCUACUCAUGUAAUCUUUAAUGAUCGCUCUAUAAUAAUUAUAUAAUAUAUAUUUUUAACCUAA
This is a messenger RNA of Arabidopsis arenosa, 495 nucleotides long. The record is from the annotation of a GenBank genome assembly. NCBI's taxonomy places the organism in Eukaryota, Viridiplantae, Streptophyta, Magnoliopsida, Brassicales, Brassicaceae.